Hemiscyllium ocellatum (epaulette shark) is the source of this 1583-nucleotide messenger RNA. RefSeq names its product sperm associated antigen 6 (gene spag6). NCBI's taxonomy places the organism in Eukaryota, Metazoa, Chordata, Chondrichthyes, Orectolobiformes, Hemiscylliidae. Gene Ontology annotation, cellular component: microtubule cytoskeleton; acrosomal vesicle; sperm principal piece. Gene Ontology annotation, biological process: neuron projection extension; filopodium assembly; sperm axoneme assembly. The record is from RefSeq and is a predicted model, not a curated record. The transcript is spliced from 11 exons. Gene Ontology annotation, molecular function: microtubule binding. Bases 25 to 1551 code for a protein of 508 amino acids.
CAUGGCUACUCACACCAGUAUAUCAUGCGGUGGUCCUCACAUUUUAAAGUUUUUGAGCAGUACCAGAAGGCUAGAGCACAAUUUGUACAAACAAUUGCAGAACUUGCAACAAGGCCACAAAAUAUUGAAACACUGCAGAAUGCAGGUGUGAUGUCUCUUUUGAGGCCCCUAUUACUGGAUGUGGUUCCAAACAUUCAGCAGACGGCAGCUUUGGCACUGGGACGUCUAGCUAAUUACAAUGAUGAUCUGGCUGAGGCUGUUGUUAAGGGAGACAUUCUUCCGCAGCUUGUGUAUUCAUUGGCAGAACAAAAUCGUUUCUACAAGAAAGCGGCAGCCUUUGUGUUGAGAGCUGUAGCCAAACACUCUCCUCAAUUAGCCCAAGCAGUGGUGGAUUGUGGGGCCCUGGAUGCACUGGUGAUCUGCCUGGAAGAGUUUGAUCCUGGAGUCAAGGAAGCAGCAGCUUGGGCAUUGGGAUAUGUUGCACGUCACAAUGCAGAAUUGUCGCAAGCAGUAGUGGAUGCAGGAGCUGUUCCUCUUCUGGUUCUUUGUAUCCAGGAACCAGAGGUACCACUGAAAAGAAUUGCAGCAUCUGCACUAAGUGAUAUUGCUAAACAAUCCCCAGAGCUAGCUCAAACUGUAGUGGAUGCAGGGUCCAUUGCUCACCUAGCUCAGAUGAUCCUAAAUCCUGAUGCUAAACUAAAGCGUCAAGUGUUUUCAGCUCUUGGUCAGAUUGCAAAACAUUCAGUGGAUCUAGCAGAAAUGGUCGUAGAAGCAGAAAUCUUUCCUGCUGUUCUAACAUGCCUGAAGGAUUCAGAUGAAUUUGUGAAAAAAAAUGUUGCAACACUAAUUCGGGAAAUUGCCAAGCACACUCCUGAGCUGUCUCAGCUUAUUGUUAAUACUGGAGGUGUGGCUGCUGUCAUUGAUUAUAUCGGUGAUUCCAAAAGCAAUGUCAGGCUGCCUGGUAUUAUGAUGCUUGGUUAUGUGGCAGCUCACUCAGAGAACCUGGCAAUGGCAGUGAUUGUCUCCAAGGGGGUGCCUCAGUUGGCUAUCUGCCUGUCAGAAGAACCAGAAGACCACAUUAAGGCAGCGUCUGCUUGGGCCCUGGGGCAGAUAGGAAGACACACUCCAGAGCAUGCACGUGCUGUUGCUGUGGCAAAUGUUCUGCCAAAGCUCCUUGCACUCUACAUGCAGACUGGAAGCUCUGAAGACCUUCAGAUUAAGGCUAAAAAGGCCCUGAAAAAUAUCCUGCAGAAAUGCACAUAUCUGCCAGCUCUUGAUCCACUACUACAUGAUGCUCCUCCCAAUGUCCUUAAACAUGUUGUUGGACAAUAUAGUAAGGUACUACCACAUGAUGCCAAAGCCCGCCGUCUUUUUGUUACAAGUGGUGGACUGAAGAAGAUUCAAGAGAUUAAAGCAGAACCAGGUUCAGUUAUGCAGGAAUAUAUUAAUGGCAUUAACAACUGUUACCCAGAAGAAAUUGUCAGAUAUUACUCUCCCGGAUAUUCAGAUGCACUGUUAGAAAGAGUGGAAAACUACCAACCAGCUCUUUGAGAAACACUGUGGAUAUUAUUUCAAUCUUUGGU